CAAAAACUGUCUCACUUUAAAAAUUAAUAACAAACACAAAAAAAUAAUGUAAAUAUUCCAAUAAUUAUUAAUUAAAAAAUCUAUAUUAUUAAAAUUCAAUGUUGUUAUUGUAAAAAUAAGGGAUGUUUUAGAGGUAACAAAAGUCCCUAUAAUUGUUAUUAAUUCCAUGGUUGUGCCUUUUUUAAAUAAUUGUGAUAUUUUUUGUGCAAUGUUCAAACGGAAGAAAUCUGUGAAUAAGCAAAGGCUAGAGCACAAACUCUAUCUGGCCAGAGAAACUCCUGAGCCAGUUUUCGAUCUUUCAGAUUGUGACUUGAUAAAUGUCCCUACAGGAAUUUAUUCCCUUUGCAAGGUAUUCCUUAAGGAAUCCCUUAUGUUGCAAAACAACCAAUUAACAACCCUAUCAGGAGGGGGUGAAUUGAAAGAUUUAAUUAAUUUACGGGUUUUGGAUAUUUCGUCUAAUGAUUUCCAUCAAUUGCCUGAUGAUGUUUGUUUAUUGAAAAAUUUACAAGAAUUCUAUGCUGACAACAAUUAUUUGAAAUCAUUACCCAACUCAAUGUGCCAUUUGGUCAAUUUAAAAAUACUUAGUUUGGCCAAUAAUAAUUUGAAAUCUUUACCUGAAGAUUUAGGGUUAUUGAAACAAUUACAGAAAAUUAGGUUGAGCUGCAAUAAGCAUUUGAAGUCUUUACCUAAAAAUAUUUGCAAGCUUAAGGGACUGGUUUUAAUUGAAAUUGAUUGGGAAAAUAUGGUUUAUCCGCCUAGGGAUGUAAUUGAAAUGGGUACUGAGGCAAUUAUGAAGUAUAUUAGUAAUGAUGUUGGUUUCGAAUACAUUCCAAAUGAAGCUGAAAUUGAAAAUUCUCCUGUACCUGAACCUAUUGACGAACCUGAUAGGUUGCAGGAAAAAUUACUGGACCUAGAGCAAGUAAAGCUGAAAAGGGUGCAAGAAUUUCUAGAAAUUGAAAGAUCCAAUGAAAUAAUGCAAAAGCAAGAAGUUGAAUUGGCUAAUGUGCAUAAAGCUAAUAGAGAAAAACUUUUGGCUUCAUUGAGUCGCCAACAGUCAAAGUUUGACUUGAAAUUGAGCCAAUUGCAACAGGAAAAGGAAAACGAACGAUUCAGGCUUGUUGAGCAAUUGCAAGAAGUUGAAAUUAAUGCAGAUUUUGCCAUUAAUAAUUUGCUAAUGUUAAGCAAAGAGCCUACACAGCAACUUUUGGACAAGGAACAGGAGGAAGAAGAAAAAUUGUUGGCUGCUGUUAAUAGGUAUAAUGAAACAUUACAUAAAAGCGACAUUCUAGAAGCAAUGCAAAACAUCCUAAGACAAGAAACUGAAAUGUUCCUUAAAUUUGACAAUGAUAGAAUUGAAACAUCUAGAAGCAUUUUGGAACAAGAAUUAGAAUCUGAUUCAAAACUAGCCAAAAUCCUACAAGAUCAAGACACCCAAAAGGCAAAUCUAAUGGUCCAACUAAUAGAAGAUAGAGAUUUACAAAAAGCCGCAGUUGGUACUUUAUUGGAAAGAGGCGACGCUAGAAGUUGGGGCUUAUUGCAACAAUUACGGCUGGUGGAAAUGCAAUUGCUGGCCUUAACAAAUAUAGAAAUUGAUAGGAAGAAGCUCAAAAUGGACGAGCAAUUAAAUGAUUUGUCUGAAAAACGAAUAAAUCUCUCAGUUUUGCUGAUUGAUUUAUUGGAACAGCAAAAACAAAGAAGGGCGCAGCUUUUGUCUACGCUUCAAAUUAUGGAAGAAUUCAAUAGUGAUAAUAUGGAAGAUUUUUGGUUGAGGCAAUAUCAGAGGCUUCUUGAGAAGUUGCCAGAUGGUUUGUCUAGAGCCCAAAAAAAUAUUGAUCCAAAAUUAGCUGAAAUUUUACUGGCUAAUGGGGUAUUGCAUUGUUUGCCGUUUUUAGCCAAAUUGACCCAAUGUCAAUCCAAUGCCAAAAGCAUCACAGAACAACACCUAAUAGAAGCUGGCAUAAGGAUACCUUUGGACCGACAGAAAAUUCUAGAUUCUCUCCGCAUCUACUCCAAAGAGCACAUUUCUACUACUCCUUCUGCUCCUGUUUUGGAAAACGAAGCUUCCGCUCCUCAGCCUGAAGAAAUCAAAGCAAUUAAUUCAAUUGAGUGCGUUAUUUGCUUGGAUUUGGAGUGCACAGUGAUUUUUGUGCCUUGCGGACAUCUUUGUUGUUGCGCUGGCUGUUCUGGGGCAGUACAAGAGUGUCCUUUAUGCCGAACAAAAAUCGAAAGAAAAAUUACUAUUAUAGCGCCACAUUAAUUAUUAUUGCUUGAUUAUAAUACAUGUUUUUCUUCCCUUUUUGAUAUUCUAUUGUUGAUUACUACGAUAUUAAACAAGCUUAUUUAUUAUUAAAUACUUUUUAUUAAAUAAAAAUAUAAAAUAUUGUAUUGUUUAAAUAAUAAUUAAUCUUCUUCCAUUGUUUCUUCUUCCUCUUCUUCAUCCUCGGCAGCAUCUUUUUUGCCUUUAGAAGCAGAUUUCCUUGAUUUGGCCUGUUUGAAUCCUAA
This is a messenger RNA of Ceutorhynchus assimilis (cabbage seed weevil), 2502 nucleotides long. NCBI's taxonomy places the organism in Eukaryota, Metazoa, Arthropoda, Insecta, Coleoptera, Curculionidae. The record is from the annotation of a GenBank genome assembly.